Blastomyces dermatitidis ER-3 is the source of this 1681-nucleotide messenger RNA. Its product is annotated as 50S ribosomal protein L32e. NCBI's taxonomy places the organism in Eukaryota, Fungi, Ascomycota, Eurotiomycetes, Onygenales, Ajellomycetaceae. Gene Ontology annotation, molecular function: structural constituent of ribosome. Gene Ontology annotation, cellular component: cytosolic large ribosomal subunit; ribosome. The record is from RefSeq and is a predicted model, not a curated record. Bases 1 to 627 code for a protein of 208 amino acids. Gene Ontology annotation, biological process: translation. The transcript has 6 exons.
AUGCAGAUAUCGCACCCAGCCGUCGUGUUGAAGACUGGUUGGUUGAACAUGGGUUCGGGAGAUAAAAACCCUAGUUCCCAAGUCUCGCUUAGCGAGCCAACUAGCGCCGGAAUUCCACUCUGGCUGGAAAAUCCAGAGAAGAACGUCGUUGAAAACGUCCGCCAUCGAUCGCAAUCACCCUUCGACGACACCCGCCCACGACCAGCUUCGGGACCGCAUAAUACCGCCAAGAUGGUCGCCGCAAAGAAGCAUAUCCCGAUCGUGAAGAAGCACAAGAAGCGCUUCAACCGCCACCAGUCAGACCGCUUCAAGUGCGUCGACCCGUCAUGGCGGAAACCUAAAGGUAUCGACAGCCGUGUCCGCAGACGGUUCAGCGGCCAGGCUGCUAUGCCAAAGAUCGGUUAUGGAAGCAACAAGAAAACCAGACAUAUGACCCCCUCCGGCCACAAGGUCUUCCUCGUUCAGAACCCCAAGGAUGUCGAGCUUCUGUUGAUGCACAACCGGACCUACGCUGCUGAGAUCGGCCACGCUGUUUCGUCAGGAAAGAGAAUCGACAUCAUCGCCAAGGCCAAGGCACUCGGUGUCAAGGUCACCAACCCCAAGGGCAGACUCACCACUGAGUCGUAGUCAUGUUUUGUUUUCUUUUUCUUUUUCCGUUUUACGUUUAUGUCUGGGGUCCGAAAGGCUUGGGAUUUGGCGAAAGCAUUAUUUGAUAAAUAAAAUAGCCGUUGAAAAUCCUUAUUUGAAAAUUUAAACAACAAAAAAGGAAAUAAUUAACGGAAAUGAAAACUGUUAUUUUACUUUGUCCCCCUGUGUUUGCCGGCUGCGUAUUCAUUUUUGUCGUGGUUUUCCUGCUAUUUUUAUCGCUGGACUUCUGCGGUUCACAACGGUUUUCUCCAGACCAAUCGACAUCGUGUAGGGAAACCUAAAUUCUUGAACAGUCCCGAGUCAUACUCACCGUCGAUUUACUGUGUAGUGCCUCUUCACACUCUUCUCCACUGGCGCUUAUCCAAGCUGUCGUCUGCAUCUAAUUGCACAGGGUUAACGGGGUAUCAGUAUCCUCCCAGGGUAUUGGGAACUGGAAGGAAGCAAUCUCAGAUACCCCCAUCCCCAGCUGUCUUUCAGAUCAACUUGUUGACUUCACACUCUAGCUAGCACACACCUGCUGUAGCUAUGUACAACUGCCGGGUUGGCCGUCUCCCACCAAUCACCACUUACUAGCAAAACUUUACUAGGAGUGGUGUAAGAGAACACAGCAACUCCUCCUCGCAAAACACAACUCUUAGGAUUAUUCAGAAGGCCCUGUUCACAUCUUUUUCCUACUUCUCAGCAUGCUGCACCAACCUUUGUGCGUGAGACGUGGACAAGGGGUCCCCACGAUAGCAUCCAAAUAAUUUCUUACCGACCGAACUCUUGGACUCUUGAGAUCAUUUCAGCGCAAAGCAGAGCGCCGGAGAACUUUUCAAGGUCUUCGUUUAUUCACUGGCCAUCAUUCUGCUAAGGCAAUAUGACCCCUAGAUUUAUAAUAUCCCACUCCAAUGUUCACAGGGGGGGUUGGUGGAGGGGGUUGGUCCGGUUCCAAUGUGUGCUGCUGCCAGUAGUACUAGUAUCUUAUUUAAAUGCCCUUUUAUACAUUAUUAUCCCUCUCCUUGGAUUUCUUAUGAACACAUCUAAACCAAAC